GAUAUUUUUUCUCUGUGGUACAAAAAGAAUUCGUGUUGCAAACGUCAUUGUCAAUUUUAUUUAUUAAACAAUAAUGUAGCUUUUAAAUUUCAAACGAUAUAAUAGUUCAGUAAACAUUGACUACACAUAAAUGAACAAUGGUUUAGUUACUUAAUGAAUAAUUUAAAUAGCAAGUAACGCCUGCAAUAAAAUAAUAGCAAUGUUUGCUAUCCGUAGACUCGUCAGGUCCCACAAAAAUUUCCAGCGUUGUAUCAGGCGUUACUAUGCUGCAACAAGUUCAGACAAGGGAUCGAAUAACGGAAAUAAGGAAAAAGAAUCGAAACCAUCGAAUCCAGCCUCCUUUUCUUGGUAUGAUACGAGAAAAUACAGCCACUGUCUACCCGGCAAUGAAGUGAAACCUCCCUUCGAUAUCCCUAGAAUGCCGAGUGGCGUUUUCCGCUGUACAGAUGGCGAGGUAAUCGGGCCGCAAGCUGGUAAGUGCGCUUAUUACCGCAAUCCAGAGUACUAUUCUUUCCAUCAUAUGUCAUUCUUCGACAUGCAUAUGAUUAUGGGUUCAUAUAGAAAACCUCAGAUUUGUACAGGUCGAAAACCAACAAUCAUUUGAAACUAUUUGAAUUAAAAAUAUUUUCGAUACAAUAUUACGUCUUAACUAUAAUUUUUCAUUGGUGGCAUAAAAUAUAGCAUUUUGAUUGUGUAACUAAAAUGUAACAAAAGUGUAAUCUAGUUCUAAGCAUUAUUUUAUUAUAUUUAUUAUCUACAACAAACAACUCAAUAAAAUUCUCAACCAAA
Messenger RNA from Cydia pomonella (codling moth), 789 nucleotides. RefSeq lists its product as uncharacterized. The coding region runs from base 200 to 604 and encodes 134 amino acids. The transcript has 3 exons. The record is from RefSeq and is a predicted model, not a curated record. NCBI's taxonomy places the organism in Eukaryota, Metazoa, Arthropoda, Insecta, Lepidoptera, Tortricidae. Gene Ontology annotation, cellular component: mitochondrion.